CAGUUAAAAGGUUCAUAUCAAGCAAUGGGAUUAAAGGGAUUUGCUGAAGGUGGCAUUGCCUCGAUUAUUGCUGGGGCUUCAACUCACCCUCUUGAUCUCAUCAAGGUCCGUAUGCAACUCCAAGGCGAAUCCCAAGCUAUCCGCCCAGCGCUAGCUAUGAACACGGGCGCUGGAAGUAUUACCCUGCCAACGACAGCUGCUCGUGUUGGACCUGUUUCUAUUGGAGUACGUAUCAUUCAAUCCGAAGGUGUUUCCGCGCUUUACUCCGGUGUUUCCGCCACUAUUCUUCGGCAGACAUUGUACUCUACCACACGUAUGGGACUUUACGACAUUCUAAAACAGAAAUGGACCGAUCAGGACUCGGGAACUAUGCCACUUGUGAGAAAAAUAGUGGCUGGACUCAUCUCCGGAGGUGUUGGAGCUGCUGUCGGAAACCCUGCUGACGUGGCGAUGGUUCGGAUGCAAGCUGACGGACGACUCCCUGUCGAUCAACAUAGAAACUACAAGAGUGUAGUUGAUGCUCUAACUCAAAUGUCGAAGCAAGAAGGCAUUGCUAGCCUGUGGCGCGGCUCAGGUCUUACGGUGAACAGAGCGAUGAUCGUAACAGCGUCGCAGCUUGCGUCGUACGAUCAGAUCAAGGAGAUGAUCUUGGAGAAAGGCGUGAUGAGUGAUGGAAUUGGGACACAUGUGACGGCGAGCUUCGCGGCCGGGUUUGUGGCUUCGGUGGCGUCGAACCCGAUUGAUGUCAUAAAGACUAGGGUUAUGAACAUGAGGGUGGAGGCAGGGGCAGAGCCCCCGUACAAAGGGGCAUUCGAUUGUGCUAUGAAGACAGUGAGAGCUGAAGGGGCUAUGGCAUUGUAUAAGGGAUUUAUCCCAACAAUUUCCAGGCAAGGACCCUUCACAGUUGUGCUGUUUGUCACUCUAGAGCAAGUCAGGAAGCUGCUUAAAGAUUUUUGAGCCAAAUCAAACAUCAUAUUCUUAUAGCAUUUGAUUUUCAAUAAUUAUUCUUUAUUUUUUGUAGUAUGAGAAAAAUAAUGUUCAAUUACUGUAAAUGAAUAUUUACUUUUAUAAAUUAUACAGUUUAUUCUAUA
Mercurialis annua (annual mercury) is the source of this 1091-nucleotide messenger RNA. Its product is annotated as mitochondrial uncoupling protein 5-like. The record is from RefSeq and is a predicted model, not a curated record. Gene Ontology annotation, biological process: phosphate ion transmembrane transport; malate transmembrane transport; oxaloacetate transport. The coding region runs from base 25 to 957 and encodes 310 amino acids. The transcript has a single exon. Lineage: Eukaryota; Viridiplantae; Streptophyta; Magnoliopsida; Malpighiales; Euphorbiaceae. Gene Ontology annotation, molecular function: oxaloacetate transmembrane transporter activity; antiporter activity; succinate transmembrane transporter activity.